Xiphophorus hellerii (green swordtail) is the source of this 1596-nucleotide messenger RNA. RefSeq lists its product as uncharacterized. Bases 1 to 1596 code for a protein of 531 amino acids. The record is from RefSeq and is a predicted model, not a curated record. The transcript has 3 exons. NCBI's taxonomy places the organism in Eukaryota, Metazoa, Chordata, Actinopteri, Cyprinodontiformes, Poeciliidae.
AUGGUGCAUCUGAGUCAGUCAGGCAGGAAGUUCAUCAGCUGCCUCAUUCUCAGGCUCCGCCUCCUCUACCUGGACCGGGUCAUCAUGAUGGGCUGGGGUCAGAGGGUCCAGAACGCUGCUGCUGGAGUUCUGACUAGAACCAGGAGGAUAGAGACACCAUCUGGUUCUGCACCAUCUAGUUCUACAUCACCCAGUUCUACAUCAUCUAGUUCUACACCAUCUAGUUCUGCAUCAUCUAGUUCCACAUCAUCUAGUUCUAUAUCACCCAGUUCUACAUCAUCUAGUUCUACACCAUCUAGUUCCACAUCAUCUAGUUCUACACCACCCAGUUCCACAUCAUCUAGUUCUACACCAUUUAGUUCUGCAUCAUCUAGUUCUACAUCAUCUAGUUCUACACCAUCUAGUUCUACAUCAUCUAGUUCUACACCAUCUAGUUCUGCAUCAUCUAGUUCUACAUCAUCUAGUUCUACACCAUCUAGUUCUGCAUCAUCUAGUUCUACACCAUCUAGUUCUGCAUCAUCUAGUUCUACAUCAUCUAGUUCUACACCAUCUAGUUCUGCAUCAUCUAGUUCUACACCAUCUAGUUCUGCAUCAUCUAGUUCUACACCACCCAGUUCUACACCACCCGGUUCUACAUCACCCAGUUCUACAUCAUCUAGUUCUGCAUCAUCUAGUUCUACAUCAUCUAGUUCUACACCACCCAGUUCCACAUCAUCUAGUUCUACACCAUUUAGUUCUGCAUCAUCUAGUUCUACACCAUCCAGUUCUACAUCAUCUAGUUCUGCAUCAUCUAGUUCUGCAUCAUCUAGUUCUACACCAUCCAGUUCCACAUCAUCUAGUUCUACAUCACCCAGUUCUACACCACCCGGUUCUACAUCACCCAGUUCUACACCACCCAGUUCCACAUCAUCUAGUUCUACACCACCCGGUUCUACAUCAUCUAGUUCUGCAUCAUCUAGUUCUACACCAUCUAGUUCUGCAUCAUCUAGUUCCACAUCAUCUAGUUCUAUAUCACCCAGUUCUACAUCAUCUAGUUCUGCAUCAUCUAGUUCUACACCAUCUAGUUCUGCAUCAUCUAGUUCUACAUCAUCUAGUUCUACACCAUCUAGUUCUGCAUCAUCUAGUUCUACACCAUCUAGUUCUGCAUCAUCUAGUUCUACAUCAUCUAGUUCUACACCACCCAGUUCUACACCACCCGGUUCUACAUCACCCAGUUCUACAUCAUCUAGUUCUGCAUCAUCUAGUUCUACACCAUCUAGUUCUGCAUCAUCUAGUUCUACACCAUCCAGUUCCACAUCAUCUAGUUCUGCAUCAUCUAGUUCUACAUCAUCUAGUUCUACACCACCCAGUUCCACAUCAUCUAGUUCUACACCAUCUAGUUCUGCAUCAUCUAGUUCUACACCAUCCAGUUCCACAUCAUCUAGUUCUACAUCACCCAGUUCUACACCACCCGGUUCUACAUCACCCAGUUCUACACCACCCGGUUCUACAGUCCUUCAUUGGUACCAACUCCUCCUGCACCUCCUGCUGUCCCUUUAUCUCCUCCUGUCCUCUUCCUCCUCUUUAAUCCUCCUCAUCCUCACUUUGUGGCUCUAA